CAUCCACGCGCAAAGAUCGUCUUGCCUUAUCAUCCAGAACCAGCAUGGCAACAUGCUCGGUAAUUCUCAUCCAAUCGGAUGAAGAUAAAAUCCCAAAGAGAGCGGGAUAUUGACGCUUUUCCGCGUCUGAGGGAUGUCCAUUGAGUCGGGUCAAGCCGCCUUGUGAGUGCAGCGAUGCGUUUAAAAGAGCGAUUACUUCCCCUCUCAAGACCUUGUCUGUGACCCAGUUUCUAUACCUUAAGGCAUCAUGGCUCGCACCGACGAUAUACAAACGGACGUACCAGGGACGGUCUACCUCAUUGACGCAGGUGGACACUUGAGCGAUGCAGCCCAUGCUGGCAGUCAAGAUAUCUUGCUCAUUCCCCAACCAACUCCAUCAGUCGCUGAUCCUCUGAAUUGGCCAAAGUAUAAGAAAUACUGGACGCUUUUCCUGAUUUCUGCCUACGCCUGCUUAAACUCCUUCGGCGAGAACAAUUGGGGAGCAGCAUGGACAACAAUUUCAGAGGAUACCGGCGUGAGUCUGAGCAAUAUGAAUGGCGGCUCUGCUCUGAAUUACCUCAUGCUGGGAUUUUUCAACAUCAUCUGGAUCCCAACGGCCAUGAAGUUUGGACGAAAGAUUGUCUACAUACUCAGUCUUGUUUUCGUUCUGGCCAGUGGAAUAUGGGGCGGUUUCUUCAGCGGCGUUGCACAGUACUACAUCAUGAUGACCAUCAAUGGUAUUGGUACCGCAGCAUAUCAAGCCCUGAUUCAGCUCACGAUCUUUGAUGUCUUCUUCUCCCACCAGCGUGGCCGGAUGCUGGCUAUUUAUAUCUUCUUUCAGCAGCUCGGUUCCAUCAUCGGCUUGAUCUGUGGUGGCUAUAUCUCUGACGGCAUCGGCUGGAGAUGGAGCCAGCCCAUCGUGGCCGGGGCUUGCGCUUUCCUGAUCCUUCUCUUCAUCUUCACUUUUGAUGACACAAUGUUCCCAAGGUACCGAUUCUCGGGCGAUACGUCUUCUGACCACUCAAAGACCAAAGAACCCACCACCACGCUACCAGGCGAUGAGAAAGAUCAGAAGAUGGAGUCCCCUAUCUCCGUCGUGGACAGCCACAGUGCGGGACAGGUCUCAAUGCCCCCACGCACAUGGCGCCAGAAGCUUGCCCUAGUACACUAUUUCAACGACGACCACACGACCUGGUUCCAAUAUUUCCGCCGUCCAUUCUUCCUCUUUGGCUUUCCCAAUAUCCUUCUAGCGGGAAUCCAGUUUGCCUUAGGCUGUACUGCUGGCAUCGUAUCAUUCAAUACUAUUUCAGAGAUAAUGACUGAUCCCCCAUACAAUUGGAGCGCCGGCCCGGCAGGUUUGAUAUUCCUGGCUGCUCUCGUCGGCAAUUUCAUCGGGAUGGGCAUCGGUUCGCUAUCUGACUGGCUUGUCGUCUUCCUCGCCCGCCGCAACCAGGGUUAUAAGGAGCCCGAGAUGCGUCUCUGGGCCUACGGGCUCCCCAUCAUCCUCGCCGCCGUCGGCUACUUCACCUACGGCUGGGGCGCCACCGAAGGAGCUCACUGGAUGUCAAUUGCGGUCGGUCUGUGCUGCAUGAUCGCGCAACAGGUCUCUGCAACGAGCAUUGCCACUGCAUACGCCAUGGAGUGUUUCGACCAGAUCUCUGGAGAACUUGUCAUCAUCUUGGCCUGUUGUUCCUCCAUCAUCAACUUCGUCAUCUCCUUCACAGUACAGGACUUCAUUGACGGUACCAAUUACGGGUGGACCUUCACCUUCUACGGUAUUCUGGUCGUGCUGUCUAUGCUGAUGGGCGUCCCAAUGCUCAUUUGGGGCAAGAGUUGGCGCCGGAAUUGUAAGCCGCGAUACGAGCAGUUCCUGGCGGAGAAGAAUCUUCAUUGAUUUGACAGCUCCUUUGUCGGGAAUGCUAAAUGGCUGGCAAGCUUGUGAUAUGCUUCUAGUGCCUUAGCGCCUACUGUUAUGAUUUUAUGAUCGUUAUACCUACCUUCCGCCUCUAUUUGCUCGCUUUCUUGGUCUGCAUGAUUCUUUUGAUUGAGGUUUGAUUUGAUGGUGAUGGCGAAUUGGCUUCUCAAUGUAAGGCGGACAUGCAAUGCACGCAUUAUCUAUUCUAUUCAGCAAGA
Aspergillus saccharolyticus JOP 1030-1 is the source of this 2112-nucleotide messenger RNA. Its product is annotated as putative MFS transporter. The coding region runs from base 248 to 1873 and encodes 541 amino acids. The record is from RefSeq and is a predicted model, not a curated record. Gene Ontology annotation, molecular function: transmembrane transporter activity. Gene Ontology annotation, biological process: transmembrane transport. The transcript is spliced from 6 exons. Lineage: Eukaryota; Fungi; Ascomycota; Eurotiomycetes; Eurotiales; Aspergillaceae.